GCGUAAACAGGAGGGACCUGCGCAUGCGCAGUACGUACCUCUUCGUCUCGAGUCAAGCGAGAGAAGCUGGGAGAGUCUCUUCAAAUAGAAAUAAAAUAUUUAUACUGGAUUUUUUUCAAGUUAGCCAUCUUAUAGAUGGAGGUACGAAAUAAAUAUCUCCGGGGCUGUGCGACCUUUAGUUGUGUCAACUGAAACCAAAUAGACCGCGAGUAGAAGGGGAGGCUGUCUAGGAUAGAAGAACAGGAAAAAAAUAAAGAAAGAAAAUAAAUCUUCCUCCUUCCAGGCGGAAAGGGCUGCGGCUGCCCUGUAUUAGACCAGCCCGCCUGCAGAAUGGCUCACCUCCUGAGGAACCAGAACUCGCGGCUGGACCCAGAGGAGUACUUCACUAAGCUGGAGCGCAUAGGGAAGGGCUCGUUUGGGGAGGUGUACAAGGGGAUUGAUAACCGCACCAAGGAGGUGGUGGCCAUCAAAAUCAUCGACCUGGAGGAGGCAGAGGAUGAGAUCGAGGACAUCCAGCAGGAGAUCACGGUGCUGAGCCAGUGCGACAGCCCCUUCGUCACCAAGUACUACGGCUCCUACCUCAAGGGGACCAAGCUCUGGAUCAUUAUGGAGUACCUUGGUGGUGGCUCAGCCCUGGACCUGCUGAGGCCUGGCCCCCUGGAGGAGACCUACAUCGCCACCAUCCUGCGGGAAAUUCUGAAGGGUCUGGACUACCUGCACUCGGAGAGGAAGAUCCACCGGGACAUCAAAGCUGCCAAUGUCCUGUUGUCUGAACAGGGUGACGUGAAGCUGGCGGACUUCGGGGUGGCAGGACAGCUGACGGACACCCAAAUCAAGAGGAACACAUUUGUGGGGACACCCUUCUGGAUGGCCCCUGAGGUUAUAAAACAGUCAGCCUACGAUUUCAAGGCAGAUAUCUGGUCCCUGGGGAUCACAGCCAUCGAGCUGGCGAAGGGCGAGCCCCCAAACUCAGACCUGCACCCCAUGAGAGUGCUGUUUCUCAUCCCCAAAAACAACCCUCCCACCCUAGAGGGUACCUACAGCAAACCCUUUAAAGAGUUUGUGGAGGCCUGUCUCAACAAGGACCCACGAUUCAGGCCCACAGCCAAAGAGCUGCUCAAGCACAAGUUCAUAACACGCUACACCAAGAAAACGUCCUACUUGGCAGAGCUCAUCGACAGAUACCGGCGCUGGAAAUCUGAGGGGCAUGGGGAGGAAUCCAGCUCAGACGAUUCAGACAUGGAUGGGGAUGCAGAGGACAGAGACCAGUGUCCAGUCUGGACGUUUCCUACUGUCCGGCCAAGCUCUCUAAACAAACUCCAGAACGGAAUAUCCCUUCCACACUCACAGAAGAAUGCAGAUGCAGUGAAGAGGCAGCCCAAAUCACAAUGUUUGUCUGCACUGGUGACACCCAUCUUCAGAGAGUUGAAAGAGAAGAGACGAGCGAGUGGUAGGAGUCUAGGAGCAAUAGAGGAGCUUGAGAACGCCUUUAACCUGGCGGAGGAGUCUUGCCCAGGCAUCUCAGACCGCCUCGUCACACACAUGUUGGAGAGGGUGCGGAGGUUUUCACUAAAUGGGAACAGUGUCCCUUCCGCGCGGUGAGGCUGUGUCUGCGUCUAUUUAAAUUCUCUGUCCCUUCCAGGGAGAGCCAUCUGGACAAACCUCUCCUGCUCCUAGAUCCACCCUCUCCCUAGGCCAGAUCUGGACCUGACCAACCCCCCCCCCCCCCAUUUUACCUGCUGCUGAGAAAAGCAGAACAGUAGCUGCCACUCCCCAGGGGGGAGUCAACACCUCAUAGGUCUUUUAAUUAGAGGUUAUAAUUAAGAUAUUUUUACAGUUUUCUUUAUGAAUGAAGAACGUUUAAAAAGAAAGACAGACCGCUAUGUAUUAAGUUGUAUUAGAUAUGUCAUAUACAAUAACAUUGAUUGGAAGUGUUAAAUGGGUUACACAUAAAGCCCUGUCUGUUUUAGAACUUUA
Molecule: messenger RNA, 1977 nt
Organism: Acipenser ruthenus (sterlet)
Lineage: Eukaryota; Metazoa; Chordata; Actinopteri; Acipenseriformes; Acipenseridae
Gene: stk25b
Product: serine/threonine kinase 25b
Exons: 11
Coding region: 331-1602 (423 amino acids)
Biological process (GO): protein phosphorylation
Molecular function (GO): ATP binding; protein kinase activity
Source: RefSeq, a predicted model, not a curated record